Molecule: messenger RNA, 1203 nt
Organism: Sitophilus oryzae (rice weevil)
Lineage: Eukaryota; Metazoa; Arthropoda; Insecta; Coleoptera; Curculionidae
Product: piggyBac transposable element-derived protein 3-like
Exons: 3
Coding region: 1-1203 (400 amino acids)
Molecular function (GO): sequence-specific DNA binding
Source: RefSeq, a predicted model, not a curated record
AUGCCUUAUAAACGAUUUUUGACGCAAAGACAAUUAGAAGAGGAAUUGGAAAGUGUUGUUUUUGAGCUGGAAAAUGAUAAUAAUGUUGUACUGGAUGCAGUUUAUAUACCUCCAGACACCGAUGCUUUGACAGAUGAAGAAGAUAUAGAUGAUGAGAAUAUAUUGGCGGAAACGGCAAAGCCAAACGAUAUUGUCGGUACUUUCGAACUUCACAUCCCUAGCUCUUCCAAUUCUGUAGAUGUCGAUCAAAAUGUACGAAAACAAUACGAUUGGGACUCUUCUGAUGAAGAAACUUUAGAAACCAAAAAACGAAAAAUUACUGCUUCAGUUUCCCGUAAUACUGUUCUUGCACCGCAGUGGCUCAAAGGAGAAAUAGAAUAUACACACUCUCCAAUAUCAACUGAACAUCAAGACAAAGAAAACGUAGCUGUAGCUGUAGGUGGUAAGACACCUUUAGAAGUGUUCUUUUUAUUUUUUGACGAAGAAGUGACAGACUUAGUUUUGAGAUAUUCACAUAAAUAUGCUGCAGAUAAUAAUAGACAUGACUUCAUAGUCUCUAAGGAAGAAUUGUUAAAUUUUAUAGGAAUAAUGUAUCUUUCCGGAUAUCACACUUUACCACAAACUUCAAUGUACUGGUCCACUGAGGAAGACAAAGGUGUGGGCAUAGUGAAAAAUUGCAUGAGUAGAAACAGGUUUUAUAGUAUAAAACGAAAUUUGCAUCUGUCUGACAAUGAACAAUUAGACAAAAAUGAUAAGUUCUCCAAAAUAAGGCCUUUUGUGGACAUAAUCAAUAGAAAAAACUUGCAAUGGGGAAUUUUCAAUUUUCAUUUAUCAAUUGAUGAACAAAUGGUGCCAUAUUUUGGAAGGCAUUCUUGUAAAAUGUUCAUCAAAGGCAAGCCGUAUUCAGUGCUCAAGUCAACUCUCAAGCCAAGGAAAUCAGAAACCAUGGAAUGUAACGAUAUCAAGAAGUUCUUGGAAGAAGCCCCGGACGGUGAGUUUUUGUUGAUUAAAACGGCACUUAUUAUUGGAAUCGCGGGUGCAUGCAGGUGUGAUGAGUUGACGAAUUUGAAUGUGGAGAAUAUUAGAGACAACGAUUCUUACUUGUAUGUCAUGAUACCCGAUACGAAGUCCAAGAAACCACAAAGUUUUACUGUAAUGCCGGAAGGAUUUCCUGUCAAUCCUGUGGAAUUGUGCAGAAAUUAA